This is a messenger RNA of Amoebophrya sp. A120, 4267 nucleotides long. Lineage: Eukaryota; Dinophyceae; Syndiniales; Amoebophryaceae. The record is from the annotation of a GenBank genome assembly.
AGCGGCAGCACUGCUAACAAAAAAUGAAGACGAACAAAUUAAGUGCAAUCUUGCAUGUAUUGAGCUUUUUUGAUCCGUUGAAAAAUUUCUGAAAACAAAUUUUGUGCGAAGUAGCGGUUGGAUUGCAUAAGGACUUUUUUAAGGAGCAACAGGUCUUUUCAUUGUAACAGUUUACCGCAGCAACCAUUGCAAAGCAAAGACUGCCUAGCACUUUAUUUUUCAACAAGUUUCACGCUGACUUUUGACGUUGUAGUUGUCCUUUACAAUACAUAGCACGUGUGCUCUUAAAGAACGGCGCAAUGGCAGCUGCAGAGGCAAAGAAGAAGGCCGCUGAGGAGGCGUCCAAGGAAGAGGCCAAGCAAGAGGUAUCGAACUUAUUAAAAAUCCUGCGUGAUACUAUGCAUCGAACGGACAAAAACCUGUGUGCUGUGCCACGAUGAAUUUUUGUCCUUUGCUCUGUGGUGUAAAGUAAAAGUUUUCAGUUGAAUGUCGUCUAAGAGGGGUGGGAAUCGAAUUCUCAUUUUGCAUGGAGAUUGAACAACCUAUCAAAUCGAAUCCCUCCAGGAGGAAGCCCCGGCCGAGGCUGAGAAGCCAGUUGACGAAGAGAAAGAACAGGAUGCGGUUGUCGACAAGAGAGCGAAGAUCGCCGACGAUGCGGUUUGUUUCACCGAUUUCGCCUUCGGCGCGGUGUCAUCCGGUUCAUCGUUUAAAGUCCUCGGAGAAGCUGCGUACUUAGAAAAAAUACAACUUUGUGUUGCCUUGUCUCCAUUUAUUUGCAGCUGUACGAAAGAGAAGUUCACAAUUCCAGCAUCUCUGUUUAAUCUUGGUGGAGCAUCAGCUUCUAGUAAGUACCCAAAGAACACCGAUGCAGUUGUAGCGAUUUUCAUUUUUGUCACGUACGUUUUGCACAUUGAGAUUGAGUAAAACACAAAAUCGCAAAAGAAUAAAACAAACAGCUGCAUCUGGACGGGGGCAAAGCUAAGCGUUGGCGUGAAGAAAGGGCGCUAUCUGGUCGAGUUCCGCGUGUUUGAUUAUUACGAGAAAGCUCGCGUUGGGGUUUCCGCCGUGAGCGAGCACGGCUACGGCGAGCCGUCCGAUUCGAUGUGCCUUUUCGAUCUGCUUGGACCAGAUGUGUACAACGGGUCCAAGAUUGAAAAGCGACCGAACAAGCCGACGUUUCAGCAGAAAGCACUCAAGACCGACGUGAUUGGCUUGUUUAUCAACAUGGACCCUAAAUCGGAGAACAAAAACACUAUUUCACUGUAGAAAUUUUUUUCGCCAUGCGCAGCAGCCCUGAGUUUUUCUUCUUUUCUGAGAAGUCAUUUUUGUAUAAUGCCGCUACGAAGGUGCAUGUGGUGGAUAGCUUUUCGAUCCCAAGAAACCGCUUCCUUCCGCUGUAGGUCGAGUUUGUCAACAUUUCUUCCGUGGAGGUGUCGUUGAAAUAAACAGUGACUGCUGGAACAACAAGAAGUUUGCAUGUAAAACAACAAACAGAUUCCUGAACGGCGUACGGGCCUCGGACCCGGUGGCGCUACCGGAGACCUCGAACUCGUGGUACCCGACGGUCUGCUUGAAGGGCGGCGCCGCAACGGUGAACACUAGUGGUGAGCCAUGGAAACCCUUGGUGUUCCGAACAAAUAACCUGGCCGUAGCCGCGAAGGCCGACGUGGAAGUGCACAAGGAAGACGUUCGGGACAACAACGGUCCAGAAGCCAUUUUCGUGGUGGCCGCAGACCCGCAGAGCGAAGCCGUACUGAAAGAAUUCGAAGAUAGCAGGGAGUACUUCGUCGUCAGCAUGAAGGGAAUGAUCGACAAAGCAAUCAAAGCAGGUAUUUACUUGGGGUUGAACUCGAAAUAUUACAGCUAGAGCUUCUUACGUGCCAUGCGCAGGAGGUGUUAUCGAAACAGGGGUUUUGCAUAGAGCAAAUUGUGUGAGUUAUGGCUUUUGGAAAAGUCCUCGUCCCUAGUUAGCCAUGCCCUUGCGCGGCCACCGCCUGGCGCGCAGAGAUAAAAGAAAAAACUAUCCUUUUACAAGUACAGGCACUUCGACGAAGAACAAGCAAGGAAAAUCUGGGUGGGACUUGGUGGAUUUCCCAGCCAGUAUCGUUCCGCUGCUCGCAUCUACUACGUCCUACAGCGGCAAGUACGUGUUCGCCCUCAACUCCGGUUUGAAGCAGGAGGACCGAAAAAAUUUUAUGAACAUUUUCUGCCCAUCCACCAACGUGAAAGCAAUGGUGUUCCCCUCUACUUUCGAUAUCGGCGGCAGCAUCGGACCGGACGUCAUUGCCACACCAGCUGCAGUAUUGCUCUUGAUUUGCUCUGCUUGCGUAUCUGGCAGAAUACAGACUGUUUCCUCAAGGUUCUUUCACUUUGCAUAGGUAAGCAACUUCUCUCCCACGGAAUUCAUGCUUUCUAACAUCCACAACAGAACCUGUCCCUGCCCACCGAAGCUGAGGGAUUCGCAUCGGUUGAAUAUGCGAGCGGCACCGAGAAGACAAGCGAAAAAAAGUUCGAGGCAUUCAAGAAGCGCGUUGGCCUGCGGGAGUGCCUGCGGGACCUGAAGCCCGGUCCAUUUUUCAAGGAGUUCACGGAAGAGUACGCGACGGUCAAGAAACAGAUGCACAAAACCACGGCACCCAAGAAGGGAGACAAGGCAAAAGAUCCCUCCAAGGACGAGCUGUCGCCCGACAACAAAGGGGAGGAAGAAGAAGACGAGGAAGAGGGUACUGCGUGUUUGUUUUCGACAAUCAGGGUUUAUACGAUAUUAGGUCUUCCUAGAGUAAAUUGUUUAUACCAAUUUCGUUCUCGAAGAUGAUUGAGCAAUAUGAUAAAGUGGGAAAUGUAAUUAUGUACGAAAAACUAAAACAACAGCAAAAGUGUACCCGGUCAUGGAGGGUUUCUCGGAAGAAGAUUGGAUGUUGGCACAACUGCGUGUGGAGAUGCAUGCCUUGCUACAUUCUUUCCUGAACGACAGCGACGCAGAACGACUCGGCUUCACGCCACCGAAUCUCCCGUUUUACUACAUGCUGUACAGAUGGUUAUUUUUGACUUCUGACUAGCAGCGAGCCUACCCUUUGUUGUGUUCUGUAUAGAACAAUGAAAUUAUGACUGAGACCGACUAGGAGCAUUAGGCUCAUGUCCACUGUUCGUGAUGGUGCUGUUCACAACAGUUGUGAAUGUGAAUUGGUACUGAUCUUUGAUUCGAUUGAAUAGCUGAAAGAAACUCACAGGUACGCAAGCCGGCCGUUUAACCUCCAGAGCUAUGGUCUUCAUACGCCCGAGAAGCUCGCGGACCUCAUUCCGGAUGUAGUACGAUUCGAGGACGGGAUGUUGAUGCCGCAGCUGCCCCUGGGUUCCACAGCGGAAGACUUGAUCAUGCUCACGGAGCAGGCUCGGGUCGUGCGGAAAGACAAAUACGACGCCGGAGACGACACCGCCGCACUGAAGUUCCAGGCAUUCGCUCCGAAGGCUGCCGGCGCUCGCCCGAUGGGCGGCGCCGCGCCGAUGAACAUGAUGAACAUGCAGGCGCAGGGUGGCAACAUGAACAUGCAGGGCAAGAUGCCGAUGCAGGGCAAGGGAAACAUGAAUAUGAACAUGAACAUGAACAACAUGAAGGGCCAGCAGAACAACUUCGGGAAGAACCAGAAUUUCGGAAAAAUGAACCAGGGCAACGGAUGGGGAAACAACAACAAUCGCUGGGGAAACAACAACCAGGGCUGGGGAAACAACAACCAGGGCUGGGGCAACAAGAGACAGAACAUGGGUGGUCAAAACUACAACAACAAGCGACAAAACUUCGGAUACUAAGCAAGGCAUUACGAGCAAGAGAAGAUAUGCUCGUAUGGUUUCAUCGAUAUCGACGACGUGUAGGAAAAUGGAAAGAUUAAGAGUCACGCGUUGUAGUUGUUCAUUUUAGCGGUAGGAAAAUGAUCACGCGGACAGGAACUCGUUUUUACCAGGAAUACGAGGACAAACUAAUACGCAAUGGAAUUUUACUAUAUUCACGAUAAAUGAAUCUUCACAGAAUCAGAUUCAUCAACAUGAAUUUACGAAACCAUUCGGAUCCCGAAGGACGGAGUAUCACAGUAAUGAAGAAAAUGACCCUCUAAAGAAGUAGAUGUAGCUUCAUUUGUCUCACAUCUUUGUCGCGCCUUGACUGAUGAGCAAGAUAUGGGGCCGAAACAGCUCGAGGAACCUCGAAGAGACAUGAAGCACGUGCGUACAAGCGACAAAGGAACUCUCAGGCGGAGGCACACAGCAUCAACAU